This is a messenger RNA of Thlaspi arvense, 2367 nucleotides long. The record is from the annotation of a GenBank genome assembly. Lineage: Eukaryota; Viridiplantae; Streptophyta; Magnoliopsida; Brassicales; Brassicaceae.
AUGUCAGCGCCCGUUACUUCAUCCCCUGUUACUGUGAUUUCAGGAUUUGAUUUUGCUGCAGAAGCUCCGCCGGCUGUGCUCCCUGCGGGGGUUCUCUCUAUCGAUUACAAUGGCAUGACCGAUGAAAUGCCUUUUGUUCCGACUCUUGGAGCACGGGGGAAGCCGCUCAAGCUUGUCCCGAAGUUGGAUCCGAAUCCAAUUCCUCCUCCACAAUCGGAUAAAUGUAUCCCUCCACCUGCUGUUAAGGAAGAUGGAAAACAUCGGUUUCCAUGGGCUGCGAAAAUGAACCCAAAAUUUCGAAAUCUUCACCGUGCCACAUCUCCGACCUAUCUGGAGGAUGGUACCCCCAUGGUAGAAAUCCCAAAUCACGUUCUGUUGCAAGGAAUUGAAAAUCAAAAGGAGUACGUGAUUGGUCAGUUCUUCCAUUGUAAGACGCCAUCUGGAGGCCUCGUUCAUGCUGUUACAAAUCGGAUAUGGGUUAAGAAAUGUAAGAUUUUUACUCGUAAGUUGGGUGAAUCUUCUUAUCUGUUUCAUAUUCCUGACGCUUCCACUAGAGCUUGGGUUCUUCAACGCGGUUUAUGGCAUGUUGAUGAAUGCUUAUUGUUUGUUUCCCCUUGGACUCCAGAAGCAUCUUUAGCUAUGCCUGAAAUCUCUUCAGUUCCUGUCUGGGUUACUCUAAAAAAUAUUCCGAGUCGUCUGUACUCUCAUGUAGGGUUUAGUUGGGUAGCUUCUGGGCUAGGGGAACCCGUGCUCACUCAAAAACCUAGGCUAGACCCAACUAUGAUGGGAGAGGCUAAGCUUUUGGUUGAGCUAGGCCACAAGGUGGCGAGAUGUCUCCAUGAUAUUGCUAUUACUGAGAAUGUUGCCUCACCUGUAGAUGCGGCUACAUUAAGGCCUGGAACUGUUGUUCCUAUCACUUUUGUGCCUCCGUUUGCUCAUGUAGCCAACCCAGUUCAUGAUCAAUUAUUGAAUGAUUCUCUGGAGAUUACUUCAGUCUCUGUAUCAAACAUUAAUAAAACUUCUUCUCCAACUACUGAGGCAGCUAAUCUUGUUGAAGCUGCCCACACCUCCAACUAUCCAUCUGUUAUGACAUAUGAAUCUACUUCUACAACUACUAAAUUGGAUGACCAAACUGAGCCUCAAACAAACGUCACUAUUCCGAACAGCAAGGCACCCAUAACCACAGAAAAUCAUAUCUCUUUUGGCGAUCUGUCUGAUCAGGACCUUUUUCCAAUAGAAACUUUGCAAGAUGAAGACCAAGUGUCUGUAUCGUUUCAGAGGACUUUGCGAGAGAGGCCUGUCAAAUCACCCAUAAGAUUGCAACCGGAAGAACCGGAGACAACUCCUCAGCAACAAGCCAGAGCAGCGGCGUUGACGACGACGGAUAGUUUGGCUUCCGACGACGAUCGAUCUAUUGCGGCGGAUUCGUGGUCGAUCAAGAGCGAGUAUGGAAGCACUCUCGACGACGAUCAGCGCCACGCCGACGCCGCCGAGGCUCUCUCCUCCGCCAACUUCCGCGUCUCUUCAGAUUACAGUUCUGACAAGGAAGAGCCAGACGCUGAUGGAGGACAGUCAAUGCUUGGUCUCCAAAGCUAUUGGGACGCGGCGUAUUCCGAUGAGCUCACGAAUUUCAGGGAGCAUGGUCAUGCCGGCGAAGUUUGGUUUGGAGAUGAUGUCAUGGAGAUUGUUACUUCUUGGACAAAAGAUUUGUGCGUUGAGAUUUCUCAACGAGAGAUGUCUGUUUCUGACAACGAUGUCAAAACGGAGGUGAAUGAUCAGGCUGAUAAGUAUUUGUCUAGUUGGAAUGUGCUUGACCUUGGUACUGGGAAUGGCUUACUCCUUCAUCAACUUGCUAAGGAGGGGUUCUCUGAUUUAACCGGGACUGAUUAUAGUGAAGGAGCGGUAGAACUCGCUCAACAUCUCUCCCAACGUGAUGGGUUUCCGAAUAUCUGUUUCAUGGUUGAUGAUAUCCUUGAUACAAAACUGGAACGGCAAUUCAAGCUGGUAAUGGACAAAGGAACAUUAGAUGCUAUUGGUUUGCAUCCUGAUGGCCCUGUCAAAAGAGUCAUGUAUUGGGACUCAGUGUCCAAGCUGAUUGCUCCUGGUGGAAUAUUGGUUAUCACGUCGUGUAACAACACAAAGGACGAACUCUUGGAAGAAGUGGAGAAUUUCAACGUCAGGAAAUUGAACUUAUCUAGAGAUGGAGAUGAUGGUACCAAUGUGGUUGCCUCUGGCUCUGAAGCUGGUAACAACAGAGUUGAUCAUCCUCCGUUUGAGUAUCUGAGCCACGUUAGGACAUAUCCGACCUUCAUGUUUGGUGGUUCUGUAGGAUCUCGUGUGGCCACUGUUGCUUUUCUAAGGAAGUGA